Aspergillus novofumigatus IBT 16806 is the source of this 967-nucleotide messenger RNA. RefSeq lists its product as uncharacterized. The transcript has 5 exons. Bases 249 to 935 code for a protein of 228 amino acids. Gene Ontology annotation, cellular component: cytoplasm; nucleus. NCBI's taxonomy places the organism in Eukaryota, Fungi, Ascomycota, Eurotiomycetes, Eurotiales, Aspergillaceae. The record is from RefSeq and is a predicted model, not a curated record.
CCUGAACUGAGUAGCUUACGACGAAGCAACCCCAUCAUAGCGCGAUCUGCCAUUGUCAUUGGCCAUAUUACGGUGAAUGUGUUGGCUAUCCACCCUUCUGUCCGUGCCGAACACGGUAUCUAUUUGGAAUUCGACCAAACUGGCAAAUCAGUGUUGGUCAUCCACGCAGCGACAGUUGAUAAAUGGUUUCCGUCACUUACUUUGAUCCUUUCUCAACGGAAGUACAUUGACAACUCCGUUGAGCCAAAAUGCGCAUUCUCUGUCUCCAUGGAGCAGGCACCAAUUCUCGGAUCUUUGAGAUGCAGACAGCCGCCAUCAGGUACGAGCUAGCAGACAGCCACGUCUACGAUUUCGUGGAAGGCACCAUUCCUUGGAGCAUGUACCCAGGUGUUGAAACAAUCGCCUUGGACAAAGAGCCUGUCUUCGCGUACUUUGACGACAUGGACCCACCGAGUGGGCUCGCCGUCUAUCAGCAUUUCGAACGACACCUGAGAGACGAGGGGCCGUACGAUGGUGUAAUGGCAUUCAGUCAGGCGGCAACGAUGAUCCUGACGUACCUUAUACACGUCUUCAGGAAAAAGAACCGAGGAGAGGCCGUUGACAGCCCGUUCAGAUUCGCUGUGUUCUUUUCAAUCGUUCGGCCGCCGAUUGACUAUGAGGAACUACAGAAGGGGAAGUUUGUAGAUGUGGAUUUAGAUGAUGUCAAGGGUAUUGUUGAGAUCCCCACGGUCCAUGUAUGGGGUGCAUUGGAAGAGAGUGCCGGCCAAGCGGCCAUGGCGAGCGACGUCUGCAGGUCAGAUGUGAAAUGGACGUAUGUUCACGAUCGAGGGCAUGAAAUUCCCGGCUCAGGGAGCAAGGAUGCAGUGACCAAGACGGGGAAUGCCAUACGAAGGGCGAUAGAGACUGCGUCAGAUCCUCUUGAUAAUGAAGAGUAGCCAAGCUCAUCAUCAAAAAUAUCAAACAUUAU